AUGCUCCGCACUUCUCGUCUCAUCCCCUUGAAGAAGGACGAUGGCUCUAUCCGACCUAUCGCUGUUGGUGAACUUAUCUAUCGGCUAUGUGCGAAAGCUCUCAUCAUCUCGCAUUUCCAACCCGACUUCCUCCUCCCGUUCCAGCUCGGGGUCAAGUCAAUCGGUGGUGUAGAGCCGAUCGUGAGGCUGACAGAGAGAGUCUUGGAGGGUUCUGCCGGCGCUGAGUUCUCCUUUUUAGCCUCGCUCGAUGCUUCUAACGCUUUCAACCGUGUAGAUAGGGCCGAGAUGGCAGCUGCGGUCAAGACCCAUGCGCCGACGCUUUGGAGGACUUGCAAAUGGGCCUAUGGCGACUCGUCCGACCUUGUGUGUGGCGACAAAAUCCUUCAAUCCUCUCAAGGUGUUCGACAGGGUGACCCCUUUGGCCCUCUCUUCUUCUCAAUCACCCUCCGACCAACCUUGCACGCCCUCAGUCAAUCGCUAGGUCCGUCUACGCAAGCGCUCGCUUAUCUCGAUGACAUCUACCUCUUCUCAAACGACUCGCAAGUCCUCAGCAAAACUACCCAAUUCCUCGCCGACAAGCAGCACAUCAUCAAGCUCAACGAAAAGAAAUGCAAGUUAAUCAGCUUCGAUGAGAUCAGGCAGGAGGGCUUCAAGAUGCUAGGGACGAUGGUAGGUGGUAAGGAGAAGCGGGCGGAGUUUCUGGAAGGCAGGAUUCGGAAGGAAAUGGCAAAGGUGGGCAAGCUCAAGGAUCUUCCACAUCAACACGCGCUCCUUCUAUUACGGUUCUGCAUCCAGCAAAAUCUACGACACCUACAGAGAAGCCUACGCUCCGACGACCUUGUAGAUCUAUGGGAAAGACUGGACACGAUGCUGUGGGAGGAGGUGAAAAGGAUGAGGAUGAGGCAGCGAGAGGAUACAGUGGAAGAGGAGACUCUAGGGAGAUCGUUGACGAAGCUACCAGCGCGACUGGGCGGACUAGGUCUACUUUCCUUCAAAGAUGUAGCCCCCCUUGCUUACCGCUCGGCAGCCGAGGCCUCCGACACUCUCCUCGAUAACCUAGGUCUCCUUUCUUCGCCUGAGGAACCUCCAACUCCGGUCCCCCAACGAACUCGAUGCGCAGAACUCUGGGAAUCGCAACAGGAAGCCAUUCUACGUAAUCUCGGCGACACCGAACGCAAGCGACUCACCGAGAAUGCCUCCAGACUCGGCCGAAGUUGGUUAUCAGUCAUCCCUUACCUUCAGCCCCUGCGCCUUUCCAACGUCGAGAUUGCCUCGGGUCUCCACGACCGCACCCUGGUCGGCUCCUCGAUACCUGUCUGUCGCUUCUGUGGGUCGGACUCACCUUUGGGUCACGACGAGCUUUGCCGCGCCCGCAACCCCUGGACCCAGCGCCGGCACAAUGCCAUCAACCGCGUCAUCUAUCAACACCUCAAACAAAUCCAAGGUGCCACGGUUGAGAUUGAGCCCCACACGCUGUCGGGACAAAGGAGAAACGACCUUCGGGUCAGAGGUUCCAGCGCGUUGGCCUUCACUGACUACGACCUGAAGGUAUACUCCCUCGGAGACCGAGACGCGAGAAGCACCGUCACACCCUGCGCCCCCAACGGCAAGCUAGCCGACUUCUGCUUGGACCGGUGCGUGAACUGGCUCGACAAGGUGGGUCAGGUCGUCUCGAAGAACGCUCCGAAAGUCACUGGUGGGGUCUUUAAACCGAUCAUCCUUUCCACUGGUGGCCUGAUGAGCAGGAGCACAGCAGACGAAUGGAAGGAGUGGAGGGAGGCGAUGCCGGUGGGGGGGUUCGAGAAAAUGGAGAAACGGAUUGGUGUCGAGCUAGUAAAGGCAAGGGCGAGGACGCUGGUCUUGUGAGGAAGAGGAGGUUGGAUUAUUUUUUUUUCUUUUCUUUAAUAAGUUGUUUAUUUAAGUAGUUUCUUUCAUUCGGGUAACACACACGACAACCCAAUAAAUUAAACAACGAAAAAAUGCAACCUCUAUAACCCCCUA
Messenger RNA from Cryptococcus deneoformans JEC21, 2001 nucleotides. RefSeq lists its product as hypothetical. NCBI's taxonomy places the organism in Eukaryota, Fungi, Basidiomycota, Tremellomycetes, Tremellales, Cryptococcaceae. Bases 1 to 1866 code for a protein of 621 amino acids. The transcript has a single exon. The record is from RefSeq and is a predicted model, not a curated record.